Molecule: messenger RNA, 2738 nt
Organism: Dipodomys spectabilis (banner-tailed kangaroo rat)
Lineage: Eukaryota; Metazoa; Chordata; Mammalia; Rodentia; Heteromyidae
Gene: Paip1
Product: poly(A) binding protein interacting protein 1
Exons: 11
Coding region: 196-1635 (479 amino acids)
Biological process (GO): regulation of translational initiation
Molecular function (GO): RNA binding; protein binding; translation activator activity
Source: RefSeq, a predicted model, not a curated record
GGGUGCGGCGGGGGCUCGGGCUGCCGUCCGCUCCGCCCGUGGCGCGGAGGAGUCGAGCAGGGCCCCGCCGCUCUCCUCCUCCAUGAGGCCUGAGUGAGGUGCAGCGCCGAGCCGGCCCGCGGCGCCUCCCUACCCCCCGCCCCCGCCCCCCAUCCGGAGCGCAGCGGCGGCGGCCCCCGGAGGUGGAGGAGGAGCAUGUCGGACGGUUUCGAUCGGGCUCCAGGUGCUGGUCGGGGCCGGAGCUGGGGCCUGGGCCGCGGAGGGGGCGGGCCUGAGGGCGGCGGUUUCCCGAACGGAGCGGGGCCUACGGAGCGGUCGCGGCACCAGCCGCCGCCGCAGCCCAAAGCCCCGGGCUUCCUGCAGCCGCCGCCGCUGCGCCAGCCCAGGACGGCCCCGCCGCCAGGGGCCCAGAACGAGGUCCCCUCCGGCUCCGAGCGGCCUCCCCGACCCGGGGCGCUCCCAGAACCCCCGAAGCCCCCGAGAGCCCCGCCCAGUUCACAGGAGAACCCCCCCGCGCCGAACCCCGGGUCCGCCAUGGCCAAGCCCCAGGUGGUGGUGGCUCCCGUGCUGAUGUCGAAGCUGUCUGCCAACGCCCCCGAAUUUUACCCCUCAGGUUAUUCUUCCAACUACACGGAGUCCUAUGAGGAUGGUUGUGAUGAUUAUCCUCUACCAGAAUUUGUUCAGGACUUUUUGAACCAUCUUACAGAGCAGCCUGGCAGUUUUGAAACUGAAAUUGAACAGUUUGCAGAGACCUUAAAUGUCUGGGUUACAACAGAUGAUACUUUACAAGAACUUGUAGAACUCAUCUACCAACAGGCCACAUCUAUUCCAAAUUUCUCUUAUAUGGGAGCUCGCCUGUGUAAUUACCUGUCCCAUCAUCUGACAAUUAGCCCCCAGAGUGGCAACUUCCGCCAAUUGCUACUUCAAAGAUGUCGGACUGAAUAUGAAGUUAGAGAUCAAGUUGCAAAAGGCGAUGAACCAACUCGAAAACGAUUUCAUGCAUUUGUACUCUUUUUGGGAGAACUUUAUCUUAACCUGGAGAUCAAAGGAACAAAUGGACAGGUUACAAGAGCAGAUAUUCUUCAAAUUGGUCUUCGGGAAUUGCUGAAUGCUCUCUUCUCUAAUCCUAUUGAUGACAACUUAAUUUGUGCAGUAAAAUUGCUGAAGUUGACAGGAUCAGUUUUGGAAGAUGCUUGGAAGGAAAAAGAAAGGACUGAUAUGGAAGAAAUUAUUCAAAGAAUUGAAAACGUUGUUCUCGAUGCAAACUGUAGCAGAGAUGUAAAACAGAUGCUCUUGAAGCUUGUAGAACUCCGAUCUAGUAACUGGGGCAGAGUCCAUGCAACUUCAACAUACAGAGAAGCAACACCUGAAAAUGAUCCUAAUUACUUUAUGAAUGAACCAACAUUUUAUACCUCUGAUGGUGUUCCUUUCACUGCAGCUGAUCCAGAUUACCAAGAGAAAUAUCAAGAGUUACUUGAAAGAGAAGCCUUUUUUCCAGAUUAUGAAGAAAAUGGAACUGAUUUAUCAGGGGCUGGUGAGCCAUAUUUGGAUGAUAUUGAUGAUGAGAUGGACCCAGAAAUUGAAGAAGCUUAUGAAAAGUUUUGUUUGGAAUCAGAGCGUAAGCGAAAACAGUAAAGUUAAAUUUCAGCAUAUCAGUUUUAUAAAAGUUUAGGUAUGGUGAUUUAGCAGAACACAGGAAAGCAAGAAAAUAUGUUACACUUAUACCAAAUUAAGGAUGUUGAGUUAUGUUACUAAUGUAUGCAACUUUAAUUUUGUUUAACACCAUCUGCCAAAAUAAACUUUAUUCCCUAUAACUUAAAAUGUGUAUAUAUAUAAAAUAGUUUAUUAUGUACAGUUAAUUCCACUGUUUUGGCUGCAAUAAAAUCGAUUUUGAAAUAAAGGAAAUGUUGAAAGUAAAUUUUGCUAGCUGGGUUAGAUGCUUAUCCUUUAAAUUCUCCUUUCCUUGAGAGAAAAAGUCUUAGCCUGGAAGUACAUAUUACUGUGAAAAUGUAGCAUUCUUUUUUAGAUAUGACUUACAGCUUUUUAGUUUGACAUUUGUGUCUCAAUAAAUGGAAUUUCAAAUACUAAUCACAAUCAUGAAUACCUUUAGCCGUAAAGUCUUGGAAUAUAUCAACAACUGAUUUACUGAUAUAGAUGUUAAUUAAUACCAAGGGCUUUUGAAAUGUCCUAAAUAUAGGGAGGGGAGGUGGAGAACUUAGAACUCCCACCCAAACAACCAAGACUUUGCUGAAGACUUAUUCCAAUUCAAGAAUCAUUGUUUGUUUCACCUGACUAACUUCAUGAUCCUCAGCCUUAGAAUGUUAUCUGCUUUAUUUAUAUGGCUUUCUCAUUUUUUAUUUUGUAGCAUGGGUUGCAUUAACUUUUUUACUAGAGAAUUUUACUAGAUACUUGUCCAUUCAAGUUUUCAUCUGCUUUAUAAUUGAUACACCUUGAGGAUGUCUUUUCUAAUACUUUUACUAUAAUGUGGUACCACCUCAGCCCUAUGUAAGUAAUAUUUUUACCUAAUGUCAAAUCUUUUUCCAACUAACUUAAAAAUAAAACAUGUAUAAAAGGGUUGCUUGUAAAUAUGCAUGUAAAUAGUUCUGUUAAUAACCCAUUAUUUUACAUCUGGUACAUGUGUCUGCUAAUGCUGUUAGCUUUCUCAGUUUUCUGCUUGUUUGUUCAGUCUGAAUUAAAAUAGAUUUUGAAAAUAAAACAGUAGUUUUCUUUCCUCUUAA